UUUAUCCAUUGCAAGUCUGUUUGGUCAAAUUUUAAGUCUGGUUUUUGAUGUUUUACUAAUUUAAUUCGGCUAUUUUAGCUAAUGGAGGAAUCCAUGUGAAGUUCUGAAUCGAUGGUUAUUGCAUAAUCCUAGAAAACUGGCGUUAGAUCUUUGUUAAUGAUUGUUUUCAGCUUAAAGUAAUAUUUGAGAUAAGAGCACUGUUUGUGUUCUUAAUAAGAAAUAUUUAGUUUGGAGUUGGCUUCAGGUGCGCUGUUAGAUAACUUGUGAGGGACUAAAGCAUCUUCGAGAACGCCUUCUGGGUUUUUGGGGGUAAUGUUCAGGUCAGGUGGAUUGCCUGGCCUUUGAUUACAGGUGUUGGCCACGCUGCCGGAAACAUUCUCCCCAGCGGAGCUUGGUCUUUGGGCAUUCUAAUAAGUGUGGGAUAGCAUUUAAACCCCAAGCACCGAGAGCACCAAUUCAAUUACAAAAUAAGACUAGAUGGGGCAAGAAACAUUAAAUUGAUGUUUGGCUCAUAUAACAGGAGUGACUCUGUUACCCUCAUGAUUGAUUGCAAAAAUAUCUCCUAAAUUGGAAAUAUUUCACUUUGUUUUUUCCUGCAAGGAUCCCAUGUAUAAGACAAGCAAGAUUCUGCAAAUAAGCAUGACUAUCAUGUGGUGCCUGGUUAUGUGCAAAAGAAGUCUCGAAUCAUGAAGUGGCUUAACAAGAUAUUUAAAGGCUCUAAUCACAGGAUUUCUGAGGGCCAAUAUCAUGGAGGAUUUGGAGAGGAAAAUAGGGUUUGGGAUGUCCAUUCUGGCUCUUUGGAUGGCCACUCACAUAGUGAAAAUGAGGAUUUGGAUCAUGCGAUUGCACUUUCUCUUUGUGAUGAAGAACUAAAAAGGGCAAAUGACACAGGUAGCAGUUCUCAGGUGGAUGAUGAUGAAGAGCUUGCUAGAGCUCUACAAGCAAGUUUGGACAUAGCCUCCCCUCCACGUCCACAACCAAGUCCGAGUUACGCUACACCGUAUACUUAUCCUAGUGGAUACAGGAUCUGUGCUGGUUGUAACACUGAGAUAGGCUAUGGGCGCUUUCUGAGUUGUAUGGGAGCUGUUUGGCAUCCUCAGUGUUUUCGUUGUCGUUCUUGUGGGGAACCUAUUUCUGAUUAUGAGUUUUCCAUGUCAGGGAAUGACCCAUACCACAAGUCCUGUUACAAGGAGCUUUAUCAUCCAAAAUGUGAUGUCUGUGAAGAAUUUAUCCCAACAAAUAGAGCUGGCCUAAUUGAGUACAGAGCUCACCCUUUUUGGGGGCAGAGAUACUGUCCUACACAUGAACAUGACAACACACCUCGCUGUUGUAGUUGUGAGCGCAUGGAGCGAAGGAAUGAACAGUACAUUUCAUUAGAUGAUGGUCGGAGACUAUGUCUUGAGUGCUUGGAUUCUGCAAUUAUGGAAACAAGUGAAUGUCAACCGCUUUACCUUGAAAUCAGGGAUUUCUAUGAAGGCAUGAAUAUGAGAAUAAAACAGCAGAUCCCAAUGUUGCUUGUUGAACGGCAAGCAUUGAAUGAAGCAAUGGAAGGGGAGAAAGAUGGACAUCAUCACAUGCCAGAGACUAGAGGACUCUGCCUGUCAGAGGAGCAAACUGUCAGCAGUAUUGCUAGGAGGCCGAAGAUUGGAGGAAAUCGUAUUCUCGACAUGUUUACCGAGUCCCAGAAGCUGACUCGAAGAUGUGAUGUCACAGCCAUUCUCAUACUGUAUGGCCUUCCAAGAUUAUUAACAGGUUCAAUUCUGGCCCACGAGUUGAUGCAUGCAUGGUUGCGUCUGAAUGACUUCCGUACUCUCAGACCUGAAGUUGAAGAGGGUAUUUGUCAGGUCCUCUCCCAUAUGUGGCUUGAAUCAGAGGUUAUGGCAGGAUCAAGUAGACAUGGAGCAUCAACAUCUUCAGGAUCCUCCUCCUCUUCCUCUUCAAAAAAAGGAGUUAAAUCAACAUUCGAGAAUAAACUUGGGGAGUUUUUCAUGCAUCAAAUUGCAAUGGAUUCUUCACCAGCUUAUGGGGAUGGGUUCAGGGCUGGUAAUGCAGCCAUGCUUCAAUAUGGUUUACGGCGAACUUUGGAUCACAUUCAAUUAACAGGCAGCUUUCCCUAAGAUCUCAUUAUUCAAGUGUAGCUUAUUGUGGAUACUAUAUGUGGCUUCUCAUCAUGUUCAGUGAGUAGCGGUGACCUUAUUGAUGUAUUCUAUCCAAGUCAUUCCAUUUAAUAAUAUGAAAUAUAAUGUAGUUCUAUAAGUAAGCUUUUCCAAACUGCCAUUCAGAAAGAAGUUUAGCUGAAUAACCUGGAUGCCAACAACAACAGUUGCCCACUGUUUAUCUGUCCAUUUUACUUUUUCUUUGUACCUUCGAAUUUCUAUGAACAUUUAUGGAGAUAGUCUUUUGCAACAAACAAGGCAUAAUGCAGAAAUCCAAGGCAUUUUAAAGAA
Molecule: messenger RNA, 2447 nt
Organism: Cryptomeria japonica (Japanese cedar)
Lineage: Eukaryota; Viridiplantae; Streptophyta; Pinopsida; Cupressales; Cupressaceae
Product: protein DA1-related 1
Exons: 12
Coding region: 687-2117 (476 amino acids)
Molecular function (GO): ubiquitin binding
Source: RefSeq, a predicted model, not a curated record